This is a messenger RNA of Toxoplasma gondii ME49, 1301 nucleotides long. RefSeq lists its product as hypothetical. The record is from RefSeq and is a predicted model, not a curated record. The transcript has 2 exons. Bases 882 to 1301 code for a protein of 139 amino acids. NCBI's taxonomy places the organism in Eukaryota, Apicomplexa, Conoidasida, Eucoccidiorida, Sarcocystidae.
GAGACAGGUGACGUGACACCAACCUUCCAAAAAAGUGUGACACUGAAUGUGGAACAGGUUCAAGGAAAACUGUGUAUUUUACCGGUGAGCUACGGCACUGCCGCCGAGCCCCCUUGACUAAGAACAUACGUACUGUUGGUUGAACCGCUUGCUGCAAUUUCGAAGAUUAGCUCCUCUAGAGACUUUUGUGUUGUUUGUCACCGAAGCUUAUACUCACCUAACUGGGGUUCUAGCUAAGAGAUAGACCAUUUCUUUGUCCCGAGUUCGAUGGUGCAUAGAAACGCCCGGUGGAUGACGCCGCUGACUAAAUCAGCGCAUUUUUCUGUGGCUAUAUGUGCCGACGCGUUCACACCACAGAGGAUCGUUAAGGUAGUGUUCAUGUAUCAGCAGAUGCCUCGUCCGUUGUUUACCAGCAAGGAUAAUGAGUAGUGUGUCCACUUUAGCAUCGACCUUACGCAAGGAGAGAUGCUGAGUGUAACGUUCUGAGGAACAGCGUACGCUCUUCGUGGCAGAACAUCGACAGAGUUGGACAGCCUAUACUGUAAGGCACCAGUAGACGCGAAGUCGUACCGAGUCCACUGAGCGAGAACCCCGUUGUAUCGGGCGUAUUAAGUAGUGCAUCAGAUGGCUCGUGUGCCCUCUCAAAACUUCGUAGCCUGCGUGUGGGGGUUCCAAUUUUCCAGGGCGUGGUUUCCAUGUGUGUUCGCACAGCGGGGAAGAACAGCAAACGCACUUCCCUGUGGGCAACAUCUCACUUUAGGUUUAAUGAACAGGGAGAAGUACGGUUGCGGUGGAUCUUUUCAACUCAUCAAUGUGCUUGAACGUUAACAAAAAUAUCAUUUUUCCUUCAUUGCAUAGCGCUUCACGGCAAAUGCAUUUGCAUGUCUGCAACCGCAGUGGCUCGCGCCCUUCAUAAGCAAUUUCAACUGCUAAAAGAGAAUAUACGUAAUCGUAGAUGCACGCGCAUCACCUCCUCGCCUGGCAAUUCUUUUCUGUAUGGAAUCAGGGUGGGCAAUCAACAGCUUUCGGCACACAAAUUCCAACGUGUCCCAGAGGGAAAAGCAGUUGACAACAUAUGCAUUCUUCCCGUUCAGGCUCGACAGCAGGCCGGAUCGACAGUAUUCGCGUGCUCUAUUGGCUCGUCGGAGUUUUGGCAUGGUCACACUGUUGCUUUGAUAUCGUUGUUUGGUUCUUUUACAGUUGAAGUACGCCAACGACACCGCGGAACACGCAGAAACCGACUUAGUCGGUCCUUUCUUCAAUUCUCGAUUCCUGCAACUGGUAAACGAUCAGUUUUGUAA